Centropristis striata (black sea bass) is the source of this 3297-nucleotide messenger RNA. It is a transcript of the gene foxg1a, whose product is annotated as forkhead box G1a. Gene Ontology annotation, molecular function: DNA-binding transcription factor activity; sequence-specific double-stranded DNA binding. Gene Ontology annotation, biological process: regulation of transcription by RNA polymerase II. The transcript has a single exon. Lineage: Eukaryota; Metazoa; Chordata; Actinopteri; Perciformes; Serranidae. The coding region runs from base 250 to 1575 and encodes 441 amino acids. The record is from RefSeq and is a predicted model, not a curated record. Gene Ontology annotation, cellular component: nucleus.
UGUUUUUUACUUGCUUUAGUGGCUGCGGCUCCUAAUUAAUUGCAGCUAUCUGUCUCCUAUCGAUGUGUGUGUACGUGUGUGUUGUGUGUGUGUGUUUCCUCUUUUCUCCCCAAAGCGAACAUGAAAUAGUUUGUUGGGCUAUACUUUCUUUCUUCCUAUCGUUCCCCCCUUCCGUCCUUCCCGUCCUGGUUCGCAGGCAGAGUCCGGACAGAUUGAGACCCAGCUGUGUGCGUCCCCUCAGAGCCGGUGAUGUUGGAUAUGGGAGAGCGCAAAGAGGUGAAAAUGAUUCCUAAAUCGUCGUUCAGUAUAAACAGUUUGGUGCCCGAGGCCGUGCAAAGCGACAACAACAACCACCAGAACCAGCACCACCUCCAGAACCAGCACCACCUCCACCAGAACCAGAACCACCAGCACCACCGGCCCGGCGGCGCGGACGAAGCCGAGCAGAAGACUCCUCUCCCGGCCGCGCAGCAGGACGCCAAAGCGGACCCGAAAAGUGAGGCGUCCAGCCAGGAGAGCUGCCCGGAGGACAAGGACAAGCAGGAGGACAAGAAGGACGGCAAAGACGGGGACGGAGGCUCCGGAGGGAAGGACGGAGAGAAGAAGAGCGGCAAGUACGAGAAGCCUCCGUUCAGCUACAACGCGCUGAUCAUGAUGGCGAUCCGGCAGAGUCCCGAGAAGCGGCUCACGCUCAACGGCAUCUACGAGUUCAUCAUGAAGAACUUCCCGUACUACCGGGAGAACAAGCAGGGCUGGCAGAACUCCAUCCGCCACAACCUCAGCCUCAAUAAGUGCUUCGUCAAGGUGCCGCGGCACUACGACGACCCGGGGAAGGGCAACUACUGGAUGCUGGACCCGAGCAGCGACGACGUCUUCAUCGGGGGGACCACCGGGAAGCUGCGGCGGCGCUCCACCACGUCCCGGGCCAAGCUGGCCUUCAAGCGGGGCGCGCGGCUCACCUCCGGGCUCACCUUUAUGGACCGAGCCGGCUCCCUGUACUGGCCCAUGUCCCCCUUCCUGUCCCUGCACCACCCGCGGGCCAGCGGCGCGCUGGGCUACAACGGGACCUCGUCGGGCUACCCGGGCCACCCCAUGUCCUACAGCACCAUGCUGACCCAGAACAUGGGCAACAACCACUCGUCGUUCCCGUCCUCCAACGGGCUCAGCAUGGACCGGCUGGUCGGCGGGGACCUCCCCUACGCCACGCACCACCUGACGGCGGCGGCCCUGGCGGCCUCGGCGGUGCCCUGCGGCCUCUCCGUGCCUUGCUCCGGGGCCACGUACUCCCUCAACCCGUGCUCGGUCAACCUGCUGGCCGGGCAGACCAGCUACUUUUUCCCCCACGUCCCGCACCCGUCCAUGAGCACGCAGUCCGGCGGCGGCUCCCUGCAGACCGCCCGGGCUUCGGCCUCCAACUCCCCGCAGACUCCGUCCUCCUCCUCGCUGCCCUGUGACUCUCUGAGGCCGGCCCUGUCCGGCUCUCUGCCGGCCUUCUCCUCGGGACUUUCCGGGGGUUUGUCUGACUAUUUCACGCACCAGAACCAGGGCUCGACCUCCAACCCGCUUAUACACUAACCCCCCCUCACCUCACCUCACCCCUCCAUCCAUCCUCCCAUUCCACCUGAAGGAGUGAUAAAAUGACUGGAACUGUAAGUUGAACAUUUUACACUGAACAUUUACAUUGUAAAAAAAAAAAAUACAAAAUUAUUAUAAACUACCUACUAUAGAAAACAGAGGACAGAAAACAAAAAAGAGCAGCAGAAAGUGACAGAAAGCAACCCUGAAGUUUCCAGGUAUUUUUUAAUAUUAUUAUUAUUAUUGUUAUUAUUAUUAUUAUUAUUAUUAUUAUUAUUAUUAUCUCUUCUUCUUCUUCUCUUCUUCUUCUGCUCCAUCUUCUCUUUCUGUGUACAUAAUGUCUGUUCAGUGUCCGGGUGUCUCUGUAUAUUCCGUCAGUCAGGCCGCAGUGUGCCCUGAGCUCAGACUGACAGGCUGAAGAUUAUUUUCUGUUCUUGUUGUUGCUGUUGUUGUUGUUGUUAUUGUUGUUGUUGUUGUUGCUGUUGUUGGAGGAGACAUUACUUUUUCUAGAAUGUGUAUUUAAAAAUAGUUUUGUCUAAUUUUGAGAUUAAAAAAAGGUUAAAAUAAUAAUAAUAAUAAUGAUGAUAAUAAUAAUAAUAAUAAUAAUGAUUAUUAAUAAUAAUAAUAAUAAUAAUGAUAAUAAUAAUAAUAUCUCUAAUAGCCGCAUGUUUGCAGUAUUAUCAGGUCUCGUGCGGGUUAGAAAAGAAGCGGCGGAUUUUAUUUCACAAAAUUUAAACACUAAUUUUUAUUUUCUAAAAAUAAAAUGAAAUGUGUGUUUUUUUUAAAGCGACCCCCGCCGUUAAAUCCUGAGGCUGUUUCUCCAUUUUUUUUUUUAUUUUUUUUUUUCAUUUCCCAGUUUAAAAACUGUUCCUGUACUUUUUAUAGACCAAAGAGUCGCUUCUUAGGACAUUUAGAGUCAUUAUUCAGCUGGCAGAGGCCUAAUGUAGUAGAAAAUAAAAGAGUGAGUGAAUGAAUGAAUGAGUGAGUGAAUGGAUGGAUGGAUGGAUGGAUGGAUGAUGAAGGUGAAUUUGCCUCCCUCACUGCAGAAAAUGUCCAUUUAGACGAGAUUUCUAUGCCAGUUUUUGUUGGAAUAUUUCUUAAAUUAGAGGAAAUUUGACUGGAGUCUGGUGGCGCCGAUUUCAAAAAGAUUUUUUUCUCCGAAUGUUUGUUGGUGCAUCUGCAGACAUUCCGCCUUAAUCCACCUCGUUUGGGACUUAAUGUUCAACUGCGCUGCAACCAAUGAAUUUAACAGAAAAAAAUCCACAUUUAAAUCAGAUUUUGGAUCGUAAAAGUCUCGUUUUUUCCUCCAGAUGGAUAUUUUCCGCGGUGAUGUGUCUUCUCUGACUGUAAAGUGAUCGCCGGUAACAUCGGACCUUCACGCCUCUUCUUCUUCUCUUUGUUUUAUUUUAUUUUAUUUUGUUUUUGUAUAAUUAGUAAAAGAGAGAGAAAAUGACUAUCUGUAAUUUGAAUUUGGGGUUUAGCUUCUUUUCUAAAAGGAAGAAAAUGUUUGACAGAAAAAAAAGCCUCAUUAUCUAAUCUACUUGGAAUGAUUGUCCUUUAAUUGUCGUCUCUAAAAAAAAAAACAAUUUUUCAUGGUUGUGAUACUAUUGUGGUCUUAUUCUUAUUCCCGUGUUUGUCGCUUACACAAGUUAAAAAAAGAGAAAAAAAUGUUUUAAUCAUAAAAAAAUAAAAAAUAAAAGAAUAGGUUACAUUCAUAACGAA